Molecule: messenger RNA, 1950 nt
Organism: Papilio xuthus (Asian swallowtail)
Lineage: Eukaryota; Metazoa; Arthropoda; Insecta; Lepidoptera; Papilionidae
Exons: 6
Coding region: 177-1280 (367 amino acids)
Source: RefSeq, a predicted model, not a curated record
UUUGCGCGCUUUUUCUCAUCAGUUCGCUUCGCGCGGCCACACGCUUUCGGCUACUAGAUUAGACGCCCUUUUGUAUCUCGCGAAUAGAGUGCCUUGAUACCGCGUCGAUUUGUUUUGCUCAAACAAUCCCGUCGGCAGUCGCAGGCCGAUUUUCGAACACUGAUGUUUGUCGCAAGAUGUCCAUUAUCUCUGUCUGCACAUUUGUAAUUUUAUUCGGAAGGCUCAGUGCACUGCAAACAAAUCAUAACAGUGUAAACGACGUGAAAAAGGCAUCCCAUAGCUCGACCUCGGAAGAAUACCAACGGUCUUCAUUGUUGAAGUCCAAUCAUAUAUACAGAGGCGAUGAUUAUGAUGAUUAUAGCGGCGGGGUCGGCGAGCCGCGCACGCCAAUGCAGUUUUGGUAUCCCGCCCCGCCAUACACCGAUGCGCAAACGCCGAUCAAAGUCUACAAGCCCAGAGAAGACCCCCGCCUCUACUAUCAAUCUGAUCAGUAUCUUAAAGAAGUUCUGGGCAAAAACAUAAAACCUGAAGUGAUGAAUAUUUAUCCCGGAAGAGAAGUUGUCAGAAUGGGUGAACCUCAUGUAAUACGCCCAGUGCCAGUUAGACGCUUGAGGAGCAGGCAUGACAACCGAAUAGAUGAUACAGAAUAUAAGUUUUGCAUAAAAUGUCCUCGAGAUAGAACAGUGGUUGCUAAAGCGGGUUUCGACCGUGUCAUACUUCAGGCACCACGCUUGUUGUCAUGUUCAGGUCGAAGGGCACCUAAAAAUAUACGUUUCCAGCAUUACUUCGGUCCUAAGUUUGGUACAUUACUCGAGGAAGGCUCAUAUUCCGUAGUAGGACGAAUAGUAAACAGAAAUGAGAAACUACAAAUGUGCAAAUUUAAAGUCCGCGUGGUCGUACAAACAUGCAAGACUCCGGAAUCGUUAAUCACACAUUGCAAUGGACUCAAUCAACCCUGCAACUUCAGAUGCCGAGACGAUAAAAUGGAAUUAAUUGGUGCAACGUCACUAAUAUGCGGCGAUGACUUACAGUGGGAUGAUGCACUUCCUACAUGCAGAGUUCGUAAUUGGUGUAUAACUCCGGCACCACCCGAACAUGGUCGUAUUAGCUGCAUAGGGCACCAGGCAGGGAAAUCGCACGAGGGUUUAGCUGAGGGAUCGAGAUGCCGUGUGCGCUGCGAUCGCGGUUGGCAGUCGAAGCUACGAAUCGUGGCCUUCUGUCGUCGAGGAAAUUGGACUCGAGCUCUCGAGUGCGAUUCAAAUAAUAGCACGCAAAGAUAAAUAAUAAUGCAAUGGGGUUUCAUCAAUUGUAUUACCGAUGUUCGAUUUAAUUGUAAUUAAACAUCGGUAUUAUCGCAAAGUGCAAAGAUUCAGGACAAGGUUGUCACUGUUACGAAGAAGUACUAGUUUGGAAACGAAUAAGGAAAUAAAAGAAUAUUUUUGUCUCAGUAUGGAUAUAAUACUAACCCAUACGUUGAGGUUUUUGUCAAUUUGUGUAUAUUCUCUAGCGCUAUUUAACAACAAUGUUCAAUAACACAAAAAAAAUCUGUAACUAGAUGGCGCACUUAAACUACAUGAUUUUUGUGUAAGAAUUCGCGUGUUUUCUACAGCACAAUAAGACGGAAAAAUUAUAAAAGAAAACAGCACAUAAAUACAAAAUUAUACAAUCUGUUUCCUUGAAAAUGGUUAAAAAUUAUAGAAGUAUCAAUCGCUUUAUUAAUACUUAAAUCUGAGCGCAUAUAAGAAUAAAUAUUUACUUACUUUAGACGAACUGACACGAUAUGAUAAGAUAUUGAUUGUUGUAAUACGUUUAAUAGAUGCAAUACAUUAAGCAUAUUUUGUAAAUAUUUUGUGAAAAUAAUUAAAUUGCAUGCUAUUGCUACUAAACUGUUAGUCCGAAGCAAACCUAAUAAAAAUGUUUUAUAUAAUUAUAAAAAAAUGUCCUAAUGGU